CUUUUAUGGCUUCUUCCCAUACCAUAGCAGCAUGAUCGGCCUUCAGACACUGGCAGAUCCCUCAGAUACAUGGGAAAUAGUCGAGACAAUUGGGAAAGGAACGUACGGGAAAGUGUACAAAGUGUCUAAUAAGAAGGAUGGGAGCCAAGCGGCUGUCAAAGUCCUGGACCCCAUCAGUGAUGUUGAUGAAGAAAUCGAAGCAGAAUAUAGCAUUCUUCAGUCCCUUUCAAACCAUCCAAAUGUGGUGCAAUUUUACGGAAUAUACUACAAAGCAGACCUGAAAGCUGGGGGUCAACUCUGGUUAGUUUUAGAGCUGUGUAAUGGUGGUUCUGUGACUGAUCUUGUCAGAGGUUUGCUCAAGCGAGGUCACUGCAUGGAUGAAGCUUUAAUCGCGUACAUUUUGUAUGGAGCGCUUUUGGGCCUUCAGCAUUUGCACAACAACAGAAUCAUUCAUCGUGAUGUCAAGGGUAACAACAUUCUACUGACGACAGAAGGAGGAAUCAAGCUGGUUGACUUUGGUGUUUCUGCUCAGCUCACUAACACCAGAUUACGUCGAAACACCUCUGUUGGGACACCCUUUUGGAUGGCACCUGAGGUCAUUGCUUGCGAUCAACAAUUUGACUAUUCCUAUGAUAUCCGAUGUGACGUGUGGUCACUUGGAAUCACAGCGAUUGAGCUCGGGGAUGGUGAGCCACCAAUGUCUGAUCUGCACCCUGUAAAAGCGCUGUAUAAGAUUCCAAGAAACCCACCACCCACCUUACUUCAACCAGACAAAUGGUGUCGGGGGUUCAAUCACUUCAUUUCACAAUGUCUCAUUAAGGACUUUGAAAGGCGCCCAUCAGUUACACAUCUGUUGGAACACCCAUUUAUUAAGCAGGCUCAUGGGAAAGAUAUAACUUUACAGAAGCAGUUAGCUCAUCUGAUCGAAACACAACAGCAGGAUGGAUCAGUGGAAAAAACAAGGCAUGAGCGCCUUUGUACAAGAAAAAGACAUCACCUGAGAGCGUCCGAAGAAGGCGGCCAGGACAUGACUGAUGACUUAGUCAGCCUUGAGUUCUUAGAUGAGGAAACCAUCAUAUACCAUCUGCAGAAACGCUAUUCCGAGUUGCAAGUGUACACUUAUGUUGGGGAUAUCUUAAUCGCCUUAAACCCUUUUCAAGACCUGAAUAUUUACUCUCCAGAGUUUUCUAAGCUGUAUCAUGGGGUGAAACGUUGCUCAAAUCCCCCACACAUCUUUGCCACUGCCGAUGCUGCUUAUCAAGGAAUGGUCACCUUCAGCAAAGACCAGUGCAUUAUCAUUAGUGGAGAAAGUGGAGCAGGGAAGACUGAGAGUGCACAUUUGAUUGUUCAGCAUUUAACCUAUCUGGGAAAGGCUAAUAACCGUGUUCUGCGAGAGAAGAUUCUUCAGGUUAAUCCACUUGUAGAAGCCUUCGGGAAUGCCUGUACUGCGAUCAAUGACAACUCCAGUCGAUUUGGGAAAUACCUGGAAAUGAAGUUCACUCCCACCGGGGCUGUGAUGGGAGCCAAAAUCUCUGAAUAUCUCUUAGAAAAAUCCAGAGUCAUCCAGCAAGCUGUAAGAGAGAAAAGUUUUCACAUCUUUUAUUAUAUCUAUGCUGGACUGUAUCAUCAGAAGCAAUUGGCUGAGUAUAAGCUUCCAGAAAACAAGCCACCCAGGUAUAUUGCCAAUGAAGAAGGCAACAUUAUGCAGGACAUUAUAACCAACAGCUUAUACAGGGAGCAGUUUGAAGCGAUUCAGCAUUGCUUCAGAAGUAUAGGAUUCACUGAUGAGGAAGUGCAUUCAGUAUACAGAGUACUCGCUGGGAUCCUAAAUAUUGGAAAUAUUGAAUUUGCAGCCAUUUCCUCAAAACAUCAGACGGAUAAAAGUGAAGUUCCGGAUGCAGAAGCUUUAGAAAACACUUCAACACUACUUGGAAUCGGUUCUGAAGAGCUUCAGGAAGCCUUGACCUCUCAUUGCGUUGUGACCCGGGGAGAAACUAUAGUUCGUACCAAUACGGUAGACAAGGCAGCUGAUGUACGCGAUGCCAUGUCAAAGGCUUUGUACGGGAGGCUUUUCAGCUGGAUCGUAAACCAGAUCAACACCUUGCUCCAGCCCGAUAAAAGCAUUUGCGAUGCUGAAAGCGGGAUGAAUGUUGGCAUUUUGGACAUCUUUGGGUUUGAGAACUUUAAGAAGAAUUCUUUUGAGCAACUCUGUAUCAACAUUGCAAACGAACAGAUCCAGUUUUACUUCAACCAACACAUCUUUGCUCUCGAGCAGGCUGAAUACCAAAAUGAGGAAAUUGAUGCUGCGCUGGUAGAAUAUGAGGAUAAUAGACCACUACUAGAUAUGUUUCUUCAAAAGCCAAUGGGGUUACUGUCUCUGCUGGAUGAAGAGAGCCGAUUCCCUCAAGCGACUGACCAGACACUAGUAGAUAAAGUUGAAGACAAUUUACGAUCAAAGUACUUUUGGAGACCGAAAGGCAUAGAACUGUGCUUUGGCAUCCAACACUAUGCUGGAAAGGUUCUUUAUGAUGCCUACGGUUUUCUUGAAAAAAACAGAGACACACUUCCUGCAGACGUUGUGGUAGUACUUCGCACAUCUGAAAAUGUAUUGCUCCAGCAGCUGUUUUGUAGUCCACUCACUAAAACAGGUAACUUAGCUCAGUCAAGAGUACGAAUAACUGCAGCUUCCAGGUCACUUCCUCCACAGCUUACUCCAGGUCGUAUUAAGAUUGAUACAAUGGAAAUCAUGAGGCACCCGGAAGAAACGACAAACAUGAAGAGACAAACUGUGGCCUCGUAUUUCAGGUAUUCCUUAAUGGACCUGCUCUCCAAAAUGGUGGUUGGACAGCCCCACUUUGUCCGUUGCAUCAAACCCAAUGAUGACCGUCAGGCUCAGAUGUUUUGCCAGGAAAGAGUACAGGUUCAGCUCCGCUACACUGGCAUUUUGGAAACCAUUCGUAUCCGAGGACAGGGAUAUUCCCAUCGCAUCCUCUUUGAAGAGUUUGUUCAGAGGUACUACUACCUUGCCUUUAGGGCACAUGAGACUCCUUCUGCUACUCGUGAAAGCUGUAUUGCUAUUUUACAAACAAGAUUAGACAAGUGGGUGCUUGGAAAAACGAAGGUGUUCCUCAAGUAUUACCAAGUCGAACAAUUAAAUCUACUGCUUAGAGAAGUCAUUGGCAGAGUUGUGGUCCUACAAGCCUACACCAAAGGUUGGCUCGGAGCCAGGAGAUACAAGAAAGCACGGGCAAGAAGACGAAAGAGUGCUGUUGUCAUACAGUCAGCCUGGAGAGGAUAUGCUGUUUAUAGAAGCUUCAAGCAAAUGAAAGAACAGAGAGAGGAAGCUGCUGUUUGUAUACAAGCAGCCACGUCAGUUAUAACAGGACACACGACACAGAUAUUGUUUGGCAGAAUGGACAAGAUAAAGAGGUUUCCAAUGACAUUUCAACAAAGCCGCUUCCUCCAAACGAUGACUGCAGCAGUGAAGUGUGGACUCCAAAAUUGAAAGAAUCAGGAAAGCAGUCAGAACAAAGACAGCAAAGAACACCUCGCCGACGAACUCAACAGCCCA
This is a messenger RNA of Callorhinchus milii (elephant shark), 3571 nucleotides long. RefSeq names its product myosin IIIB (gene myo3b). Gene Ontology annotation, biological process: protein phosphorylation. The record is from RefSeq and is a predicted model, not a curated record. Lineage: Eukaryota; Metazoa; Chordata; Chondrichthyes; Chimaeriformes; Callorhinchidae. Gene Ontology annotation, molecular function: protein kinase activity; cytoskeletal motor activity; protein binding. Gene Ontology annotation, cellular component: myosin complex.